This is a messenger RNA of Pieris macdunnoughi, 879 nucleotides long. Lineage: Eukaryota; Metazoa; Arthropoda; Insecta; Lepidoptera; Pieridae. The record is from the annotation of a GenBank genome assembly.
AUGUCUGAGGAAUCAUACAACCAGUUGUUAUGUUUAGUGACGCCUUUAAUACAAAAACAAGACACUGUAAUUUUGCAGUAUCCUACUUUAAUAUCCAAGCAAACUUUGGGAAGAAUUAUUCCAGAGACAUGCAGAGCUAUUUACGGGGCAUUGAAAAACGAAUACAUGAAGUUUCCUGGUAAUAUAGAAGAAAUGAAAAUGAUAGCUAAACAAUUUCAAAACAAGUGGCAGUUCCCCAAUUGCCUUGGAUCAGUAGAUGGUAAACACGUCAAAAUAGUUCCACCUCCUGGCGCUGGAUCCCAUUUCUUUAAUUAUAAAGGCUUUCAUAGUAUUGUUCUCAUGGCAAUUGUCGACGCAGAUUACCAAUUUAUAUAUGUUGAUGUCGGCAUUAUCGGCCGCGUUUCUGAUGGAGGAGUUUUAAAAACGACAGAGUUUUAUAAGCGUUUGAAUGAAGGUGCUUUAAAUAUACCACCACCGGAAAAACCAACACAGGACUCAGAUCCUUUACCAUUUGUGUACAUUGGUGAUGAAGCUUUCGCCUUAAGACCAGAUUUCUUGAAGCCAUAUCCACAACGAGAAUUGAGUGAUCAUGACAAGAGAAUCUAUAACUAUCGAGUGUGCAGAGCUCGGAGGAUAGUAGAAAAUGCGUUCGGUAUUUUAGCCGCAAGAUUUCAAAUAUUUCACAGUGCUAUCAACUUUCAAUCAGUCGAAGAUGUUAGUUUUGUGGUAUUGGCUUGUUGCACUCUGCAUAAUUAUUUAUGCAAAUCCAGGAGGGAUUAUAUCACUCCAGGUGACAGUGACACAGAAAAUCAUAUUACUGGUACAAUUCAAGAAGGUCUAAGCCCGGGUGGUAUUUUAGAGCCCAUAUCACAUAUAUGA